Bacillus rossius redtenbacheri is the source of this 2107-nucleotide messenger RNA. Its product is annotated as myotubularin-related protein 10-B. The transcript has 10 exons. Gene Ontology annotation, cellular component: cytoplasm; membrane. Gene Ontology annotation, molecular function: phosphatidylinositol-3-phosphate phosphatase activity. Bases 120 to 1898 code for a protein of 592 amino acids. Gene Ontology annotation, biological process: phosphatidylinositol dephosphorylation. The record is from RefSeq and is a predicted model, not a curated record. Lineage: Eukaryota; Metazoa; Arthropoda; Insecta; Phasmatodea; Bacillidae.
ACAUCCACUCAAAGUGUAAAUAGGUUUUGUAGAUGUUAUUUGGUUUGUGAAGAAACGGCGAUAGCGUGUGUGUGUGUGGUUCAGGUGAAGUGCAGGUGGCCAAAGCCCAGCAUGUGCUGAUGUUCGCCCAGCUCUGCGAGAUGAAGCAGGGCAAGUCGGGCGUCCUCAUCAUCACCAACUUCAAGCUGUCCUUCAUCACCACUGAGAGCAGGCCUAGAGACGAGCUGGGCAGCCAGCAGAACAUGCUGCUGGGGGAGCACGACGUGUGCCUGUCCAACGUGGACGUCGUGUACCAGACGGCCGGCGACAAGAAGCGCAGGCUGUCUCCCGGCACCGUCCCGGAGAAGGUGAAAGGGCUGCACGUCGUCUGCAAGAACAUGAGAGUGUUUACCUUCAGCUUCAAGUUCUCACCAGUUGGACACGGAAAAAACGUAACGAAUGCUUUACUUCAUUAUGCAUUCCCAAAAAGACACCAGCUACUCUUCGCUUACGACUUCAGAGAGCCAUAUUACAACUGCGGGAAGGAAGUGUGCUUGUUCCGAAGCAAGGCUGAUUGGGAGAGAGAACUGAUGCACACUGGCUGUGCCGGUUGGAGGUUAUCAUCUGCCAAUCACAGCUUCCAAAUGUCCAUAAGCCUCCCGCAGUGGCUGGUGGUACCGGGCGCCCUGCUGGACUGGCAGCUGGGAGACGCUGCGGGCCACUUCCGGGGCCGACGCCCGCCCGUGUGGACCUGGGGCACCCCUGCCGGGGCGGCCCUCGUGCGGUUGGCCGACAUUGACCCCGCCAUUCCCGACAGGAUGAAGGAGAAUGUGAUGCUGGAAUAUGUCCGCAAGUCUCACCCCAACAGGACCCAGCCACUCCUGGUGGACUUGGGGAAAGAACUACCGUCACCAAGAGACGUCCAGGCCAGCUACGCUAGGUUCAGAGAACUCUGUGUACCAGAUAACUUCCGGCAGUUUUGGUUGCAAGAUAACAACUUCUACGGGCUGUUGGACAGCACACGUUGGCUGAGCCACGUAUCAGCCGUCCUGAGCAAGUCCCUCGAGGCAGCUGAAGCGAUGCUGAGCGGAGUAUCAGUAGCCAUACAAGAGAAUGAAGGGCGAGACAUGUGCUGUACGGUGGCGAGCCUGGUGCAGUUGCUAUUGGACCCUCUAUGUCGGACACUUGCCGGCUUCCAGGCACUUGUGCAGAAGGAAUGGGUAGCCCUAGGCCACCCGUUCUGCACACGUCUGGGACACAUUCAUCGGCCAGACAACGAAAAGUCAUACUUGUUUCUGUUCUUCCUGGACUGCGUGUGGCAACUGCUGGACCAGUGCCCAUCGUGGUUUGAAUUCACUGAGACAUACCUGACAACGCUGUGGGACUCUGCACAGAUGACAGUGUUCGACACAUUCCUCUUUGACUGCGAGAGGGAUCGGACCUUAGCUGCAAACGAACCCAACAACCCAAUGAUCCUCCGGAGCGUGUGGGACUGGGGCGAACAGUUCCUGGAGAAGGACAUAGCGCUAUUCUACAGCCCGCUGUUCGUGCCAAGCGAGAGGGACCUAACCUUGGUCCCUGUGCGUACCGGCCCGCCGCACAUGUCCGUGUGGAAGCAGUGCUAUUUCCGGUGGAUGCGACUGGUGGAGAUCCCGGGCGGGGGCAUGCCCCAGCUGGACUUGCAACUCAGAAUACUUCUGUCCGAGAUCACAUCUCUACGCAGAGGUUUGGCGGAGGGAUCAUACGAAGAGCUGUCUCCCAGACCGUCCGUCGUGUCACCAGGGCUUGGUUCAUUCUACCCGUUCGGAGGAAGCGGAGGGCGUCACGGGUCACUGCUGGCGAGCACCCUGACUCUAGACAACUGUUUCGGGGCUACCGAGUCGCUGAUAGACUCGCAAUCCUUACUUAAUGCGGACUAGCAACCGAAUGUGCUGUUCAUCCUUUGGAAAUGGAAGGAGGUAGAUCUGUACAAUUUAUUAUCUUUCCAACUACCAAAAUGGGGAAAGUACAAUCAACAAGCGCAUAUUGUAAAAGAGAAUGAACAAUUGUAAUAAUACUUGCUCGCCCGACGUGGAAGAUACAUUUUGUAUAUAUAUAAAUAUAUAUAUAAAAAUAUUGUCGAAUAACA